CGUUUAGAUCUGUCCACUUCCACCUCCUCUCUGACAGCCGUUUAGAUCAGCUAGUGUUUGACUGACUGACUCUCUGGCUGGAUGCACUGACAGCCAGUCCUGCUGCAUUGUCAGCUAUCCUUCAGUUUCUGCAGUGGCCCGGGUUCGGUCCUUAGUGAUUUCACUGCCUUGACUCACCACAAAUCUUUUACAGCGGGAAUCCACUUAAAGCUUUUGGAGUUUUCUUGUGAACCGUCAAGCAGGACGAGAGACAUAUUUCAAGCCAGGACAGGAUACUGAACAGGGACCUAAAGGGAAUCAGGCGGGACCCACAAGUGACUCGCGACCCUCCGGUUUGGGAAUCAUUCAUUGACUGGACGUAAGGCAGGACCUUGGGCCACUAGGCCUAUCUCUUCUCUCCUCUCUUUCCUUCAGCCCGUGGAGUAACUGGGCCUCAGGAUGGAGUGCAUAAAGCACAUUAUAAAGAGCAUGGUCUCUGUGAAGGUUUGGGCGUACAUCAAGGGCUACUGUAAACGCAAUGGGUUGCUGACGCUCUCGGUCAUCGCCGUGGUUUCUGGCUGUGUGCUCGGCUUCUCCCUCCGCAGCUUCAACCUCUCCACGCAGGCUAAGAUCUACUUCUCGUUCCCUGGAGAACUGCUGAUGAGGAUGUUGAAGAUGCUGAUCCUGCCUCUCAUCACGUCCAGUCUGAUGUCGGGGCUGUCAGCCAUGGACACGAAGGCCAGCGGGCGGCUGGGGGUGCUAACCAUCACUUACUACCUGUGGACCACCUUCAUCGCUGUCAUCGUCGGCAUCAUCCUGGUGCUGGUCAUCCACCCUGGUACGGGCACAGAGAAGGACGGGCACAGAGCAGGGUCAGGGCCCGUUAUGACUUCUGCCGACGCUCUGCUGGACCUCAUCAGGAACAUGAUUCCCUCCAAUCUGAUAGAAGCAACGUUUCAACAGUACCGUACAGACCUGGUGCCCAUAGUGGCCUCCAGUUUGGUGGAGUCCCAGGCCAACUACGUCUACGUGAUGCCCGACCACAACAACCCUCAGCUGGGCCACCCGGUCUUCCUGGAGAUCACCCCAGCUCCAGACAUCAAGUACAAGAUUGUCCCUGGCCACAGCUCUGGCAUGAACGUACUUGGGAUUGUCAUCUUCUCUGCUACUAUGGGCCUGCUCCUGGGGAAGAUGGGCGAGAGAGGCGCUCCAUUGGUCAAUGUGUGUCAAUGUGUCAACGAGUGUGUUAUGAAGAUCAUCAAUGCUGCCAUGUGGUAUUUCCCUUUCGGCAUUGUGUUCCUGGUAGCAGGGAAGAUCCUGGACAUGCAUGACCCCGCCCACCUGGGAGAGAAGCUGGGGAUGUACUUCAUCACAGUGUUAGCCGGCCUGUUUGUCCACGGACUCAUCCUGCUGCCGCUCUUCUACUUUGUAAUCACACGCAAAAACCCCUUCACCUACAUCAGAGGCCUGCUACAGGCUCUGGUCAUCGCCCUGGCAACCUCCUCCAGUUCUGCCACCCUGCCCAUCACCAUGAAGUGUCUGUUGGAGAACUGUGGAGUGGACAGACAGAUCGCCAGGUUUGUCCUUCCAGUGGGAGCCACCAUCAACAUGGACGGGACAGCCCUCUACGAGGCCGUGGCAGCCAUUUUUAUCGCUCAGGUCAACGAGUACGAACUGGACUUUGGUCAGCUGGUCACCAUCAGUAUCACAGCAACAGCGGCCAGUAUCGGGGCUGCUGGGAUUCCGCAGGCGGGCCUGGUUACCAUGGUGAUCGUCUUGACCUCUGUGGGGCUGCCGCCCGCUGACAUCACACUGAUCGUGGCCAUCGACUGGGUCCUGGAUCGUUUCAGGACCAUGAUCAAUGUGUUGGGAGACGCUCUGGCUGCAGGCAUCAUGUGUCACCUCUGUAAGAAGGACUUUGAGAGGAGGGAGUCAAACGCUAAUUCUGCCCGGAGGGACACUGUGAUCUCCUUCGGUGGCCAGAGUGUCCAGAGUUGUUCCCUGUCCGAGGCUCCUCUCAUGGACUAUGCCCAUCGCUGUGACUAUGUCUACGAGGUGGAAGGUGACUGUGUCACAGAGAAAUCUGGCCCCACUUACAACCUGUGUCAGGUUUAGGAGAAACCUGUUCCCUGUUACAACCUGUGACCUGUGUUACAAAGAAACCGGUCCCCGGCUGCAACCCGUAUCACAGAGAAACCGGUCCCCGGCUGCAACCCAUAUCACAGAGAAACCGGUCCCCGGCUGCAACCCAUAUCACAGAGAAACCGGUCCCCGGCUGCAACCCGUAUCACAGAGAAACCGGUCCCCGGCUGCAACCCAUAUCACAGAGAAACCGGUCCCCUUCUACAUGCUGUCACAAACAAACCCGUCCCCCGCUACAAACUGUUUGGUCUGAGACACUUUCACUGGACAGACAGCAGGGGGCACUGUCCGCCUUCAACAGAGACCUUUCUAUUCACAUGAAUAUACAUAGAGUUGUCCUGAUAUCAAUGGCUUUGGACUGGGGAAUUACAAUGGGACUGGGAAACAACCCUGCACUGAAACAGAGUUUGCACUUUUCUGAUGUGCAUUUAUCAGGAGUUGACUAUAACGUCUUCAUAAUGUUCUCUGAUGAAUCAGUUGGUUGAUGAUGUGCUCACACCACUAUUUGUUGUGCGGUUGAUUCCUGCACAUGCAGUAAGUCGCUUUGGUAAAUGUUCAACGUUUUACUGUCUGAUGAUCACACCUGUGCCAUGAUGAGGAAGCAGGUUUUCCUCAUUGUUUUGUGACUGGCUAUCUAGGCUACUGUAACCUACCAGUGACAGGGACUUACUUAUACAGUAGGUCCACUAGGGUGCAUGUUAUGUCCGAGUCAGUUUUCCUUCUUUAGCUCAAUGCAGAUUCUGCUCAGGACACCAUUUUGGUGCCACAAUGUACUGCAGCACAGAGCACUUUUUAGGCAAUCAGGUGGCAUUAUGGACACCAUUUUGGUUCAAUGUGCUGCUGACUGUGAAGAUGACAAGCACUUUCAGAGUUUUUUGAAACCUUGUUUGAUAUCAGAAUGGUUAUAGAUACUUGCAUGAAGAUGCGAUAUUUAGGGCAGGAGUAUUCAACUCUGACCCUACGAGGUCCAGAGCCUGCUGGUUUUCUGUUCUACCUGAUCAUUAAUUACACCCAUCUGGUGUCCCGGGUCUAAAUCAGGCCCUGAUUAGAGGGGAACAAUUAAAACAUGCAGUGGAACUGACUUCUGAGGUCCAGAGUUGAGUUUGAGGGUUCUAGAGAUAUAACAGUAGUUUAAAACAAAUGUGAGUGUGACUACUGAUUAUUUAGAAAUAUUUUUUUUUUUAUGGUUUAAACUUAAAUGUUUUAUUUGCACAUUUUUCAUUUUUAUUUUGCAGUUAGGUUUUGGAGUUGCCUUAAAAUGUUCUUAAUAACUGGUCACCGUUGCGGAGAAUGUUGCAACCACGAAAGUGCUGAAAUUGACAGAACUAAAUACUGAAAAUGUGUUUAAAUAUAGUCAGUGACUAGGGGUGAAUCCUCUCAUCGUUACCUCUGUUAACCUAAUUAUAACAAAUACAGAAAGGUUAACUGAUAUUUCAAUGUCUUAUUGGUAGAUUUAACUAUAAUGUAUAUCUUUGACCACCUAGGAUCUAGAGGAAACUUCUCAAUGUUUUUACGUACAAAUGAAAAU
Oncorhynchus keta (chum salmon) is the source of this 3649-nucleotide messenger RNA. Its product is annotated as excitatory amino acid transporter 5-like. The transcript is spliced from 9 exons. Gene Ontology annotation, molecular function: neutral L-amino acid transmembrane transporter activity; glutamate:sodium symporter activity; L-glutamate transmembrane transporter activity. Gene Ontology annotation, cellular component: plasma membrane. The coding region runs from base 439 to 2094 and encodes 551 amino acids. The record is from RefSeq and is a predicted model, not a curated record. Lineage: Eukaryota; Metazoa; Chordata; Actinopteri; Salmoniformes; Salmonidae. Gene Ontology annotation, biological process: L-glutamate transmembrane transport.